GGGGCAAAUCACGUCGAUAAUCAAAGUACGGAAAUGCUGAUCUGUGAUUCUACACAUAAUUAGUUCCAAAAAAUUCCGCUAUGAGCCUCCACUGUUUUGACUGCAAAUGAGCACAUACAAAUGAACAUAAUACGAGUUAACCUAGUAAAUUCACGUGUAGUCUUGUUAAUUAUUAUGUAUAAUUAUAUGUAACAUAUCAUAUUGAUAUUAUCUAUUUUACGUCACAUAUAAUUUUGUAUGAUAUACGUACAACUUAUAAAAAAAUGAGUUUGUUUGUUAUAAAUAGGUAUGAAGGGGAAAAAUCAGAAGAAGUCGAGAAUGAAACAAAUCAAAUUUCGGAACUGUUGAAGAGAGUAAAAAAGAAUAAAAAGCAAGUAACUGCAAGUAACAAUAAAUCUGAAUUGAAAGAUGCGGAUAAGGACGAUUUAAAAGAACCGAAGAAAAAGAAAAGGAAACAUCUGCCUGUUGUGGAAGGAACUGAUUCAUAUAUUGAGAACAAAGGCGAAAGCAAUGAGAAAAUCAAUGAAGAAAGUACAGAAAUUGUUAAAUCAAAAAAAAAGAAAAAAAGGAAGAAAGAUGUUGAGAGUGGAGAUCAUCCCGCAUUAGAGGAAAAUGACGAGUCAGAGAAAAAGGACGAGACGCCAACAAAUAAGAAGGAAUUACCUCCUCGAGAUAAUUUCAUGGUUUUAGGAGCAAAAUCUCAAAAGAAGCAACGUAAGGUUAGAAGAGUGUUGCCCGACUGGCUGGCGAAUCCUGAAAUUAUAUCCGCUGAUUUGAAGAGUGGACCUUCCGUGGAAGAAUUAGAUUCAAUGCUGGAUACUAAAUUGAUAGAAGCCUUAAGGGCCAACAGCAUCACCAAACUAUUUCCAGUACAGUUUAACGUAAUAAAAUGGUUGCACAAAUGUAAUAUGGAUAGGAAAUUAGGAUCGUGGCCGAGAGACACUUGUGUAUCUGCUCCUACAGGCAGUGGCAAGACGCUGGCCUACGUAUUACCAAUCGUGCAAGAAUUACAGUCACGAUUGGUGGUCAGAAUCCGCUGUCUGGUCGUUCUACCGGUGCAGGAAUUAGCUGCACAGGUUUAUGACGUGAUGGUGACUUACACGUCUCACACAGAUUUGAAGGUGGGCUUUCUCUCGGGUGCAUCUUCGUUUGAACAGGAACAAAGCAGUGUAAUAAGAAAAACUGAAAGAGGAGAGUACUUGUCUGCAGUGGAUAUUGUGAUCGCGACACCUGGACGCUUAGUGGAUCACAUAUUAAAGACACCUGGGUUCUCGUUGAAUUCUCUGAGGUUUCUCGUCAUCGACGAAGCCGACCGGGACACAGAGUGGCUGCAGUAUCUGCCUGAGCCUCAUUCUCGGGCUCCUCUCUUAACGCUUGGAAAUGUGCGGUCAAGCGAAAUCGUACCAGCUCAAAAGCUAUUGUUCAGCGCAACCUUGUCGCAAGAUCCCGAGAAGCUAAGCAGACUAAAUCUCUUCCAGCCAAUACUGUUCACGACCGUUAUGGUGACCGACAAAGACACCGAUGUGAAUCUGGACGCAAUCGCGGGUGGGGACUUUGUUGGACGUUACACGAGCCCGGAAGAACUGACGGAACUCGCAGUGGAAUGUGCCGCCGAGUACAAACCAGUCGCUCUGUAUCAGCUGUUGACGAGGCACGACAUCACCAAGACUCUCGUUUUCACGAAUUCCGGAGAUACCACGCAUAGAUUGGCGCUCUUGAUGCAAUCGCUUUUGUCGGAACAGAAUGUCGUGGUCGGUGAAUUAUCCGCUCAACUUGUACCGAAGCAGCGCAAAAGUGUUCUCGGCAAAUUUGCAAGCGGAGAGAUACACGUGCUGAUAAGCUCGGACGCGUUGGCCAGGGGCCUGGACAUCCCGGAUGUGCGGUUGGUCAUAUCGUACGACGUUCCAAAGUACAUUAAGGGUUACAUUCACAGGGUCGGUAGGACCGCGCGUGCUGGAAAACCGGGCACCGCGGUCUCCAUCCUGACCUCGAGUCAGGUCGGGAUAUUCAAGCGGAUGUUAAGCGGCGCGCAUAAAACCGUGCCGGACAUCGAGCAAACGGAGCUGAAUGCCACGGCGGACGCGGUCAGCUAUCAAGCGCACGUCGAAAAGUUGAAGGAGAUCCUCGAGAAGGAGAAGAGCGAGAGCUUGGAACGAACGAAAGCCAUCAAGCGUAAACGUGUGGCAAGUACGACCAGGCAACAUAAGGAUAAAAAAUAAUUGUUUUGUAAAGAGAGAAAUAAAAAGAAAGGCUGUACAUACUCA
This is a messenger RNA of Ooceraea biroi (clonal raider ant), 2264 nucleotides long. RefSeq names its product putative ATP-dependent RNA helicase Dbp73D (gene Dbp73D). Gene Ontology annotation, molecular function: ATP binding; nucleic acid binding. Lineage: Eukaryota; Metazoa; Arthropoda; Insecta; Hymenoptera; Formicidae. The record is from RefSeq and is a predicted model, not a curated record.